Messenger RNA from Prunus persica (peach), 2383 nucleotides. RefSeq names its product cellulose synthase-like protein B4. The coding region runs from base 118 to 2349 and encodes 743 amino acids. The transcript is spliced from 9 exons. NCBI's taxonomy places the organism in Eukaryota, Viridiplantae, Streptophyta, Magnoliopsida, Rosales, Rosaceae. Gene Ontology annotation, cellular component: trans-Golgi network; plasma membrane. Gene Ontology annotation, biological process: cellulose biosynthetic process; plant-type primary cell wall biogenesis. The record is from RefSeq and is a predicted model, not a curated record. Gene Ontology annotation, molecular function: mannan synthase activity; cellulose synthase (UDP-forming) activity.
AAACAAGCAACCACGAAUUAGACCUACUGCCCGACUAUAAAUACUCACCAGCAAAGUAAGGGUUGAGGCUGUAGAAAACUCAAACACCCUCACCUCACUGCAUUAGGUUACAUUGCAAUGGCCAACUCAAACUCUUCCCCUCUCUAUGAAAGGUUGGAGCACAAAAACACCAUGCACAAAGUCAUGGAGUUUAUAAUCUUGUUCCUCCUCCUUUCACUCCUUGUUUAUCGUCUCCUCUCUUUUAGCAACCAUGGUUUUGCUUGGCUCGUUGCAUUCCUAUGUGAGCUCUGGUUUACGCUCUACUGGGUAAUCACCAUCAGCAGCAAAUGGAGUUUUGUGGAAUAUAAAACAUACCCCGACCGUCUCUUACAACGGGUGGCUGAGCAUGAGCUUCCCCCAGUGGACAUGUUUGUGACCACAGCAGACUCAGAGCUGGAACCACCUAUCAUUACCCUGAACACUGUGCUUUCUCUGUUGGCUGUGGAUUACCCAACAGACAAACUAGCUUGCUAUGUGUCGGAUGAUGGUUGUUCCCCUCUCACCUUCUACUCGCUUGUGGAAGCAUCAAAGUUUGCCGAGCUUUGGGUUCCAUUUUGCAAAAAGUACAAUGUUCAAGUUAGAGCUCCUUUCAGAUACUUCAAUAAUGAUGCCAUACCUUCCAGUAAGAACUCAGGGGAAUUCAAGCAAGAAUGGAAAACGAUGAAGGAUGAAUAUAUGAAGCUUAACCGCAAAAUUGAGGAUGCUGUUGGCAAAUCUAUUCCAUUUGAUCUUAGCGAAGAUUUUUCACUUUUCUCAAAUAUAGAACGCAAUAAUCAUCCAACAAUAAUCAAGGUGGUGCUGGACAAGGAGGAAGGUCAUUCAAAUGGACUGCCCCGUUUGGUUUAUAUAUCCAGAGAAAAGCGGCCAAAGCAUCCACAUCAUUCCAAAGCCGGGGCCAUGAAUGUUUUGACCAGAGUGUCUGGGUUAAUGACAAAUGCCCCCUUGAUGCUGAACGUAGACUGCGACAUGUUUGCAAACAACCCAAGCGUUGUUCUUCAUGCAAUGUGCAUACUGCUUGGAUCCAAUGAGAACCAAAAUGAAAUUGCAUUUGCUCAAUUUCCACAAAUCUUCUAUGACGGGCUCAAGGACGACCCCUUUGGAAAUCAGAUGGCAGUCAUUUGGAAGUACUUGGGGCAUGGGAUUCAAGGAAUCCAAGGAGUAUUUUAUGCUGGAACAGGAUGUUUUCACAGAAGACAAGUCAUCUACGGUCUGUCCCCUAAUAAUGGAAAAUUAGGCAACCAAGAAUUACUUAAAACCUUUGGAAAUUCAAAGGAACUCACCAACUCAGCUGCUGAUGCUUUGAGAGGGGAGACAAAAUGUCCAAGCAUGCUUUUGAAAUCUAUCGAGGCUGCUGCAUACCAAGUUGCAAGUUGUGAAUACGAAUAUGGCACCAAUUGGGGUAGAAAGGUGGGGUGGAUGUAUGGAUCAACAACUGAAGAUAUCCUCACUGGGCUUUCAAUCCACAACAGAGGUUGGAAAUCUAUAAUUUGUACACCAGACCAACCUGCCUUUCUGGGUUGCACCCCAACAGGUGGGCCUGCUUCCAUGACCCAACAGAAAAGGUGGGCCACAGGCCUGCUUGAAGUGCUACUCAGUAAAAAUUGUCCCAUAUUUGGUACUGUAUUUGCUCACCUCCAAUUUAGGCAGUGCUUGGCCUACCUCUGGAUUUUUACGUGGGGCCUGCGGUCACUUCCUGAGACAUGCUAUGCUGCUCUACCAGCUUAUAGUAUCAUCACCAACACACAUAUCUUCCCCAAGGGCCAAGAACUUGCUUACUAUAUACCAAUAGCUCUAUUUGUCACGACCAAUAUAUACAAUAUAUCACAGUAUAUUCAAAGCGGUCUAUCAAUCCGAGCAUGGUGGAACAACCAAAAAAUGGGAAGAAUAACCGCAAUGAGUGCUUGGUUAUUUGGAGUUUUUGGUAUCGUCCUCAAACUCUCAGGCAUAUCAGAGACAGUGUUUGAAGUAACAAAAAAAGACCAAUCUUCUUCAACUGAGAAAGGCACUGAAGAAGAAGACACUGAAGCAGGCAGAUUCACCUUUGACAAGUCCCCUAUGUUUGUGCCUCCCACUACCGUUUUGCUGCUGCACUUAACCGCCUUGGCUUCUGCUCUGUUUGGGCUGCAGCCACCAGCUCAUGAUGGGCUCGGGUCAGGCCGAUUAGAGGUUGCAGGCAGUGUGUGCUUGGUGCUCUGCCUCUGGCCAUUUUUGAAAGGGUUGUUUGGUUCUGGGAAAUAUGGAAUUCCCUUGUCCACCAUUUUUAAGUCUGCUGGGCUCACACUCAUGUUCUGCACCUUGUGCAGAAGUUAAUUUUGCAAAGGGUACAAUAUGUUUUUCAACUUUA